GGGGAGAGCAACUGGGUUUUGGAGGGAUGAAAAAGCUUUGUCUUCGUUUCAAGUUUAGUGGGAGGAGAAUGAACAGGACAAGAAACACUGGAAUGCGGGUUUUGUGUAGGAUGUGUUGGAACAGGUGUGACAGCACCAAGCACUCCAGGGCUACAUGAAUCACAUGUAGUAAUUCAUCCAGCAGCCACUACAUAUCCAUAAAAACUGUCUGAGACAGUUUUAUAAUCCUACCACUCCCUCCUGCAGCCUUCCCCACAACCCCCAAACCUCAGUGCCUACAGUUCCACAGAGGGAACUGUAGGAGCUCCACAGAGGAGUGGACUCCUUCCUAAACACUCCACCCACGGUUCCCCGCUACGGGCCGAGUUGGUCCGGGGCACCCUGACCCUUCAUUGAUCAUUCAAUGAACUGUUAAGUACAUGGGAUGGGGUAGUUAAGAGGACGUUACUCCCCCAGCAGGAGCAGAAGGCAAAUCCCCGUAAACACAAUCUGAAAGGACGCGUGCGUACACUCUGAUCGUGUUACCGCCGUCGAAGCAGCGUCGCAUCCCGGCCAAGCCGAGGCGCAGCGCUCUCUCUCAGAGCGUGCUCCCUGCACCCGACGCCCCUCCCCCUUUCCUCGCACCUCCCUGACGGAAGCGGAAACGGCGCGCGCGCCGCCUCGGCGCCUGCCUCUCCGGCCCCGGAAACCGCGCUCCCUCGCCUUCUGGUUGGUGUCCUGUCACCAUGGCGCUGGCAGUUUUGCGGGUCCUGGAGCCCUUCCCGACCGAGACCCCCCCGUUGGCGGUGCUGCUGCCGCCCGGGGGCCCGUGGCCUGCAGCGGGGCUGGGCUUGGUGCUGGCCCUGCGGCCUGCAGGGGAGAGCCCGGCCGGGCCGGCGCUGCUCGUGGCGGCCCUGGAGGGGCCGGGCGCGGAGACCGAAGAGCAGGGGCCCGGGCCCCCACAGCUGCUGGUCAGCCGCGCACUGCUGCGGCUCCUGGCCCUGGGCUCCGGGGCGUGGGUGCGGGCGCGGCCCGUGCGGCGGCCCCCGGCGCUGUCCUGGGCGCUGCUUGGCACCUCGCCGGGGCCCGGGCUCGGACCGCGAGUUGGGCCGCUGCUGGUGAGGCGCGGAGAGGUCCUGCCAGUGCCCGGACCGCGGGUGCUGGAGACGCGGCCGGCGUUGCAGGGGCUGCUGGGCCCAGCGACGCGGCUUGCUGUGACUGAGCUCCGUGAGCGGGCCAAACUGGGUCCGGAGCCUGGGGACAGCAGCCGGCCCCCACCCCCGCCCGUGGUGUCCUCCUUCGCGGUUUCCAGCACAGUCCGGCGACUCCGGGGAGUCCUGGGAGGGACUGGAGAUUCACUGGGGGUGAGCCGGAGCUGUCUCCGUAGCCUCGGCCUCUUCCAGGGCGAAUGGGUGUGGGUGACCCGGGCCGGAGAGUCAUCGAACGCUUCCCAGCCACACUUGGCCACGGUGCAGGUCCUAGAGCCUCGCUGGGACCUCUCUGAAAGGCUGGGACCCGGCUCUGGGCAGCAGCUGGAAGAGCCCCUAGCCGACGGACUGGCCCUCGUGCCUGCCACUUUGGCUUUUAACCUCGGCUGUGAUCCCCUGGAAGUGGGAGAGCUCAGAAUUCAGAGGUACUUGGAAGGUUCCAGCGCCCCUGAAGACAAAGGAAGCUGCUCAGUGCUGCCUGGGCCUCCAUUUGCCAAAGAGUUACACGUCGAAAUUGUGUCCUCUCCCCACUACAGCAGUAAUGGAAAUUAUGACCACGUUCUUUACCGACACUUUCAGACACCCAGGGCAGUCCAGGAAGGGGAUGUUCUGUGUGUGCCAACAGUUGGGCAAGUGGAGAUCCUGGAAGGAAGCCCAGAGAAACUGCCCAGGUGGUGGGAGAUGUUUUUUAAAGUGAAGAAAACAGUUGGGGACGCUCCGGAUGGGCCAACCAGUGCCUACUUGGCCAACACCACUCAUACCUCCUUGUACUUGGUGAGGCCCUGGGGGUGGGAGUGGACCUGGGGAAAGGAGCAGAAACAACUUCUAGAAACUAAAGCUUCCUCCCACCUUUCACAGGUGGGUUCUACCCUGAGCCGUGUUCCAAGGCUCCCUUCAGAAGAAUCCACUCCCUGGAGCAGCUUGUCUCCUCCAGGCCUGGAGGCCUUGGUGACUGAACUCUGUGUUGCCCUGAAGCCUCGCCUCCAGCCAGGGUGUGCCCUGCUGACAGGAACUAGCAGUGUCCUUCUACGGGGCCCCCCUGGCAGUGGGAAGACCACAGCAGUUGCUGCAGCCUGCGGCCGCCUUGGACUCCACUUACUGAAGGUGCCCUGCUCCAGCCUCUGUGCAGAUAGCAGUGGGGCCGUGGAGAUGAAACUGCAGGCCACCUUCUCCCGGGCCCGGUGCUGCCGGCCAGUGGUUCUGUUGCUGACAGCCGUGGACCUUCUGGGCCGGGACCGUGAUGGGCUAGGUGAGGACGCCCGUGUGGUGGCCACGCUGCGUCACCUCCUCCUCGAUGAGGAUCCCCUUACCAGCUGCCCUCCUCUCAUGGUUGUGGCCACCACGAGCCGGGCUCAGGAUCUGCCUGCUGAUGUGCAGACAGCGUUUCUUCAUGAGCUGGAGGUGCCUGUGCUGUCAGAGGGGCAGCGGCUCAGCAUCCUGCGGGCCCUCACUGCCCACCUCCCCCUGGGCCAAGAGGUGAACCUGGCACAGCUGGCACGGCGGUGUGCUGGCUUUGUGGUGGGGGAUCUCUAUGCCCUUUUGACCCACAGCAGCCGGGCAGCCUGCACCAGGAUCAAGAACUCGGGUUUAGCAGGGGGCUGGAGUGAGGAGGAUGAAGGGGAGCUGUGUGCUGCUGGUUUUCCUCUCCUGGCUGAGGACUUCGGGCAGGCGCUGGAGCAGCUGCAGGCAGCUCACUCCCAGGCCAUCGGAGCCCCCAAGAUCCCCUCAGUGUCUUGGCACGAUGUGGGUGGGCUGCAAGAGGUGAAGAAGGAGAUUCUGGAGACCAUUCAGCUCCCUCUAGAGCACCCUGAGCUGCUGAGCCUGGGCCUGAGGCGCUCGGGCCUUCUGCUCUACGGGCCUCCUGGCACUGGGAAGACCCUUCUGGCCAAGGCAGUAGCCACUGAGUGCAGCCUUACCUUCCUCAGCGUGAAGGGGCCCGAGCUCAUCAACAUGUAUGUGGGCCAAAGUGAGGAGAAUGUGCGGGAAGUGUUUGCCAGGGCCAGGGCUGCGGCUCCAUGCAUUAUCUUCUUUGAUGAACUGGACUCCUUGGCGCCAAGCCGGGGGCGAAGUGGAGACUCUGGAGGUGUGAUGGACAGGGUGGUGUCUCAGCUCCUGGCCGAGCUAGAUGGGCUUCACAGCACUCAGGAUGUAUUUGUUAUCGGAGCCACCAACAGACCAGAUCUCCUGGACCCUGCCCUUCUACGGCCUGGCAGGUUUGACAAGCUGGUGUUUGUGGGGGUGAGUGAGGACCGGGCCUCCCAGCUCCGUGUUCUGAGUGCCAUCACACGCAAAUUCAAGCUAGAGCCCUCUGUGAGCCUGGUGAAUGUGCUGGAUCGCUGUCCUCCCCAGCUGACAGGUGCAGACCUCUACUCCCUCUGCUCUGAUGCCAUGACAGCUGCCCUCAAACGCAGGGUUCGGGACCUGGAGGAAGGACUGGAGCCCGGGAGCUCCACCCUGCUGCUUACCAUGGAGGACCUGCUGCAGGCCGCAGCCCGGCUGCAGCCCUCAGUCAGCGAGCAGGAACUGCUCCGGUACAAGCGCAUCCAGCGCAAGUUUGCUGCCUGCUAGGAGCCGUCUGCAGUCUGGGGCCCCACCCACAAUGGCUAAAGGUACCUAGGGAUCCCCACAGAGACCUGAAAGAGCAAAGAGCUCUUUCUCAGGCUGCUGCUGGCCCACCUGAAGGCUGCCUCCCUCCAGGAGAUCCCCUGGGUGCUGAAGGGCAUCAGGAGCCCUGCAGGAGCUCACAGGCACUCGCUGCGCCCCUGUGCGUCCUUCCAGGCCAGGCCUGAGACCAGGGCCCCUCUGCUUGGGAGAGCGGUGGGGCUUGGAGUGUGGGGAUUGGGCCCAGGGAGGCGAUUCUGUGACUGAAAAUAAAGUGUAUGCUGCCCUCU
Molecule: messenger RNA, 4078 nt
Organism: Equus quagga
Lineage: Eukaryota; Metazoa; Chordata; Mammalia; Perissodactyla; Equidae
Gene: PEX6
Product: peroxisomal biogenesis factor 6
Exons: 16
Coding region: 726-3755 (1009 amino acids)
Biological process (GO): protein import into peroxisome matrix
Cellular component (GO): peroxisomal membrane; cytosol
Molecular function (GO): ATP binding; ATP hydrolysis activity
Source: RefSeq, a predicted model, not a curated record